Messenger RNA from Tetrahymena thermophila SB210, 345 nucleotides. RefSeq lists its product as hypothetical. Lineage: Eukaryota; Ciliophora; Oligohymenophorea; Hymenostomatida; Tetrahymenidae. The record is from RefSeq and is a predicted model, not a curated record. The transcript has a single exon.
AUGAAUAAAAAUUAAAAUAGUUUUUAAAUUUAACCACUUCUUCGGCGGUUGGUAUAUAAAUUUGAGGCAUGGAAGCGAAAAAAUCGAUGUGAGUCUGAAAAUUAUACAUUGCAAAUCGCAAAAACUUCCCGGAUGUCCAUGCAUUCAAACCUCUCCCGGAAAUUUAGCAACAAAUAUAUCUAUUCUAAUACUUCCGUCUGCAUCUCGAAAAUCUCCAAGCUCAUCCCACGCUGGAGAUCCUUUUCUUCGUAUAGCGACUCUAAAAAAAAAAACAAAAAUGAAGGAAAACAUUUAAAAAAACCAAAUGUAGAAAACAUUUUAAAAAAAUCACGCAUGUUUAAUUGA